AUGAUACACAGGUUUGUGGAACUAAAAGAUGAAAUUAAAUGUGCACUCAGUAACCUAGACACCGGUAAUUUAAUUAUGUUGAUCAGUAAUGAAUGGGAUAUAUGCCAGUCGUUGAUCAUAGUGUUACAAUCGUGUGAAGAAGUGACGAGAGAAAUGAGCGGCCAAAGAUAUGUAAGUGGAAGCUCAGGCAUUCCUUUAACAAUUGGUCUCAUCAGCGCUCUCAACAAGAUCGUAAGUUUGACAUAUCGGCAAGAAAAUAACAUUGCCGUUUUUCCUGAUGAAGUUAAAAUGUGCCGACAGGAUCUUCUCUCAGAAAUAAGUACGCGAUUUUCUAAUUUGGAACAGAGUCGAACUUACACUGUCGCUAUGUUUCUAGACCCGAGGUAUAAGUUAUACUUUGAGAGUGAAAACGUUGCGGACAGUACGAAAAAGCACAUCAUAGGCCUAGUAACCACGAUGAUUAAUGAAAAUGAAAGAUGUUAG
Messenger RNA from Parnassius mnemosyne (clouded apollo), 483 nucleotides. Lineage: Eukaryota; Metazoa; Arthropoda; Insecta; Lepidoptera; Papilionidae. The record is from the annotation of a GenBank genome assembly.